Molecule: messenger RNA, 2351 nt
Organism: Macadamia integrifolia
Lineage: Eukaryota; Viridiplantae; Streptophyta; Magnoliopsida; Proteales; Proteaceae
Product: exocyst complex component EXO70H1-like
Exons: 1
Coding region: 286-2220 (644 amino acids)
Biological process (GO): exocytosis
Cellular component (GO): exocyst
Molecular function (GO): phosphatidylinositol-4,5-bisphosphate binding
Source: RefSeq, a predicted model, not a curated record
GCAUGCUGUAAUGGGUGCGGAAAUCUUUUCCUGGUAAAGUAGGGCUUCCAUCCUCUCUCUAUUUAAAGCUGCACAAAGAUACAAAUCCUCCCAUUUACCAAACAUAGAGAGAGAGAGAGAGAGAGAAAGAGAGAGGGAGAUCAAAAAUAGCUUAUGCUCUACGUACUGCCUCUCCAGCUCUCUAUUGAUCGAACUUUAAAACCUUAGUCUGCUGCCCCCAUGAAGGAGAAAUCACCAGAACUCUGCAAUCAGCAUCAGUGAGAUUAAUCUCUCACACACAAGAAUAUGCCGUUUAAAGGGUUGAGGACCGUCUUCUUCACUUUCUCGAAUGACUCUUCAAUUACUUCUUCUUCUUCUUCUUCUAGAUCACCCUACAACCCUUCUCCUUUAUCAACUAGACCUUCCACUCCCCUCCACACCUUCUCGGAAUCCAUGAUAGAAGAGAACGUGGAACGAGCCAAGUCCAUCAUCACCAAGUGGGAUCCCAACUCCUCUACCUUCGCCAAAGUCACUUCUCUCUUCUACGAGAGCAGAUCCGAAGCCAAGGAAUUCAUCAAGUCCGUGAAUCAAUUGCAGGAAGCCAUGCAAUUCUUUGUGUCCCACAGCUCCUCUUCUGACAAGCUAGUCCAAGCCCAGCACCUCAUGCAGGUCGCCAUGAAACGUCUCGAGAAGGAGUUUUAUCAGAUUCUUUCCUCCAAUCGCGAUCACCUCGACCCCGAAUCCGUCUCCGCUAGAUCCAGCAUCUCCGAAUAUGAAGACGAAGCCAGCACCGACGAUGAGAUUCAGCUCGCCGGAGAAUCAAUCUCCGAGGUCGAGAAGUUCUCCACCCUCGCCAUGUCCGACCUCAACUCCAUCGCUGAGUGCAUGAUCUCAUGUGGCUACGGCAAAGAAUGUGUCAAGAUCUACAAGAUCAUGAGAAAAUCCAUUGUCGAUGAGGCUCUCUAUAAGCUCGGAGUUGAUUGUCUCACCUCUUCGCAGAUCAAUAAAAUGGAAUGGGAGGUCCUGGAGCUCAAGAUCAAGAGCUGGCUUAAAGCUGUCAAGAUUGCAGUGAAAUCGCUCUUCCAUGGCGAAAAAAUCGUCUGUGAUCAAGUCUUCACUACCUCCCAUUUCAUCUGGGAAUCAUGUUUCUCGGAUAUCACAAAAGAAGGAGCCGUCCGUCUCUUCCGGUUCCCGGAAUCCGUGGCCAAGUGCCACAAGUCACCGGAGAAGAUUUUCAGAAUGCUGGACCUCUAUGAUGCAAUCGCAGAACUCUGGUCAGACAUCGAUUCCAUAUUCUCCUACGACUCCACCUCAGUCGUCCGCUCUCAAGCUCUGAAUUCACUCACGAGGCUGGGCGACACUGUUCGUGCUAUGCUAUCGGAGUUCGAAUCUGCCAUUCAGAAGGACUCAUCGAAAUCCCCCGUCCCCGGCGGGGCUCUUCAUCCUCUGACUAGAUACGUGAUGAAUUACCUUUCUUUGCUUACCGAUUACAGCGCAAUCCUCUCCGAUAUAUUGGCCAAUUGCCCAUUGCCGGUGAACAUGUCUCUCCCGGAGUCUUACUUCGAAAUUCCUAACCCUAACGACAACCCAUUGUCGGUGGUAGCCACUAGGAUGGCUUGGAUCAUAUUGGCAAUCCUUUGCAAGCUCGACGCCAAGGCGAGACUAUACAAAGAUUCAGCGUUGGCUUACCUCUUCCUGGCCAAUAAUCACGAGUACGUGCUACAGAAGGUCCAAACUUCUUAUCUGAGUUAUCUAUUGGGAGAGGAUUGGAUAUCAAAGCACAAGGCGACGGUGAAACAGUACGCCGCCAGCUACGAGAGGAUUGGAUGGAGCGAUGUGCUAUCGGCCAUACCGGAUGAUCCGACAGCAACGACGAUGACUAUAGAAGAGGCUAAGGAGUGUUUCAACAACUUCAAUUCUGCGUUCGAACGGACAUACAGAACUCAGUCAAAUUGGGUCGUGAAGGACAGAAAGCUUAGGGAAGAGAUUAAGGUAUCCAUCGCCGGAAAACUCGUACCGGCUUACGGGGAAUUGUAUCGCAAGUAUCGGGACUCGCUGAGAAGCGAGAAUGAGAUGGAGUCAGUCGUGAGGUUUGCUCCUGAUGAUCUUGGGAAUUACUUAUCGGAUCUAUUCUUUGGGACCGGAGCUUCGGGGAGUGCUUCGUCGUUGGCGUCUUCUACUGCGGCGCAGUCUGGAGGGAAGCACUUUAGAGAGAGACACAGAGAGAGAGAAGGUGCGUGAUUUGAAAGGGGGAAAAAGCGGCGGAACGAUUGUUCAAUAUACAUGAGAUUCCAUGGUAUUCUUUUUCUAAUUUCUUUUCUAUUGGGAUGCUGUCAAUAGGAAUAGAUAUGAACAUUCGAAAAACGGAUAAA